Molecule: messenger RNA, 855 nt
Organism: Prunus armeniaca (apricot)
Lineage: Eukaryota; Viridiplantae; Streptophyta; Magnoliopsida; Rosales; Rosaceae
Source: the annotation of a GenBank genome assembly
AUGGGAAGAACUCCUUGUUGCUCUAAGGUAGGACUGAACAGAGGAGCUUGGACUGCUCUUGAGGACCAAACUCUCACAGAUUACAUCAGAACCCAUGGAGAAGGAAAAUGGAGAAAGAUCCCAAAGGAAGCUGGUCUCAAGAGAUGUGGAAAGAGCUGCAGACUGAGGUGGCUGAAUUAUCUUAGACCUGAUAUCAAAAGGGGAAAUAUAACUCAGGAGGAAGAGGAUCUCAUCAUUAGGCUACACAAGCUAUUAGGCAACAGAUGGUCACUGAUAGCAGGGAGAAUCCCAGGGCGAACAGACAAUGAGAUCAAAAACUACUGGAACACAACCUUAGGGAAGAAGGUGAACUGUACGGAUCAACAAACAAAGCAGUCCUCUGGUGCUGUUAACGACAACACGAAGAAGAAGAGAAACAAGAGCACCAAAUUACCAACGUCCACAGAUAAAACUCAACCGUCGACCAACAUUGCAGUCCGUACAAAGGCAUUAAGAUUCAACAAGGUUCUUGUCACCCCACCUGCACAACAAGAAGCCAUCUUUCAGCACCAAGCCGAUGGAAAUCACGGGGACUUGGUGGCGAAGAAGAAGGCGGCUGCUGCCAACUACUACAGCUCUGAAAAAGAAGACACGACAGCUUCGGAGGACCUCAUGUUGGAUUUCGACGUCGGGGAGCUUUUGAUGUCUGGAAUUAACAACCCAGAUUCAGAAUUCUGGAAAAUAUGCCAUCAGUUGGACGACAACAAUGGGGGCUCAAAGAACUACAAAUGGGCAUCGUCUCAUCAUGCACCUCUGUUGUUCUCUGAGGAAAUGUUCAAGGAUUGGAUGGGAGAUGAUGACUGUUUCCACCAUUAA